AUGUACACCCCUCUGCGGCGGCCGCUGCCAUGGCGUACACUCUGUUCCUGCCCAGUACCCACCACCUGCCGCCAAGCCUCAACCUCAGCACCAAUCGACAAGAAAAAGUAUUCCAAAACCCUCCUCCUCCCAUCGACCGCCUUCCGCCUUCGACCCAAAAGUCAGUACGAGCUAGACCUCAAGUACCGACAUAAAACAACAAUCGAUCUAUAUCAGCGACAGCGACGCGAAAAACUCGGCGACGAAUUCGUCCUUCACGAUGGUCCGCCCUAUGCGAACGGAAACCUGCACAUGGGUGAGCCCACCCCAAACUCGGCUAAUCCAGGCCAUGCCCUCAACCGAACGCUCAAAGACAUCAUCAACCGUUACCAGCUGACACGAGGAAGGCGUGUACAUUACGUCCCCGGCUGGGACUGCCAUGGCCUCCCUAUCGAGCAAAAAGCUCUUCAAGAAGCCAAUGUAAGCCACCUCCCAACCCAGCUGAUUCAGACCACCUUUCUCAAGAUCGACCCCCUACAAGUCCGGCAAAUCGCCAGACGAACCGCCCUGGAAGCAAUCGAAACGCAAAAGUCGGAAAUGAAAGAGCUCGGAAUCAUGGCGGAUUGGGAUAGCGAGACUGGAACCUAUCGCACACUAGCGCUCGACUUUGAGAUCCGUCAAAUGCGCUUAUUCGCCCAACUCGUCGAUAGAGGUCUCAUCACCCACCGCCUCCGUCCAGUCUACUACUCGCCAUCCUCCCGAACCGCCCUGGCAGAGGCGGAACUCAAGUACAAGGACGGCUACAAGUCUCGAUCCGUCUAUGUCGCCUUUCCAGUCACCACCAAGUCUGAAGCGCUCGGCGCGAUAGGCGAGGUGCAUCUGGCGAUAUGGACAACAACCCCAUGGACCCUUCCCGCGAAUAUGGCAAUCGCCAUCUCGGCCGACAUGACCUAUGCCGUGGUCACCGCGCAAGGCAAAACCCUGAUCAUCGCACUCGACCGCGUCGAGCCAUUGCAACAGAUCCUGGGCGAUAUCCAAGUCCUGCAAGUUCCGCAAUGCCCCGCUGACUUAGGCUCCGCCCUCCUCGGAACCCGCUACAAGCACCGCUUCGCCGACGACCUCCCCGUCAUUCCAUCCCCCCAUGUCAAAUCCGACUCGGGCACAGGCCUCGUCCACACCGCCCCCGCCCACGGCCACGAAGACUAUGAAGCCUAUAUGGCCAGCGGAUUCUCGGCCCCCCUACGCUGCCCCGUCGACGACGCAGGUCUCUUCACCGACAUCCAUCCAUCGCUCGUCGGAAAAUCCGUCCUCGGCGAAGGAGCCGGCGAGAUGAUACGUCUCCUUCAACAAGACGACACCCUACUCGCCGAACAAACCAUCGAGCAUCGCUACCCUCACGACUGGAAGACCAAGGAGCCCAUCAUCGUCCGAGCCACUCCCCAGUGGUUUGCAGACGUCACCGCCAUCAAGCCGAUCGUCCAAAAAUCCUUGGACAAGGUCGAAUUCUACCCCCCACAAUCUCGCAAUCGCUUGGAAUCCUUUGUCCACGGUAGAGCAGAAUGGUGCAUCUCGAGACAACGCAGCUGGGGUGUCCCCAUCCCCGCCCUUUUCCUCGACGGCAAGCCGGUCCUCGACGCGGACGUCAUCCAGCACAUCAUCACCACGCUCGAGGAGCACGGCACGGAUUACUGGUGGCAAGCCCCCGUCGAGGCAUUCCUCCCCAGCCAUCUCAAAGGCAACUACACCAAAGGCACCGACACGCUGGAUGUCUGGUACGACAGCGGAUCUUCCUGGACCCUGCUGCCUAACCACACCGCAGAUGUCUAUCUCGAAGGCUCGGAUCAACAUCGCGGAUGGUUCCAAUCCUCCCUUCUUACGCAUAUCGGCUCGACCCUGCAGCCCGUUGCGCCGUUCCGCAAAUUGGUGACGCACGGCUUCAUCUUGGACGAAGGGGGACAAAAGAUGAGCAAAUCUUUAGGGAACGGGAUCUCCCCCAUCGAUAUCAUCAAAGGCGACGAAAGCACAAGAGGCUACGGUGCGGACGUGCUUCGUCUCUGGGCCGCCUCGGUCGACUACACACGUGACGUCUCGAUGGGGCCUUCAGCCAUCGCCCACGCGGCCGAGUCCUUGCGCAAGAUACGCAGCGCCAUGCGCUUCAUCCUGGCAAGCGCUUCCCCGGAGCCCGGCCAAACAUCCCUAGACGACACUGAUCAGAUCGAUCGACAUAUCCUGGCAGAACUAUCCCGCGUCAAGCAGACCGCCAUGCAACACUAUGACGUCUUUGCAUUCAGCAAGGUCGUCACACUCGUCUCCACCUUUCUAUCGCAAACCAUGUCGGCGCUCUACUUUGACGCCAUCAAAGACACACUGUACAGCAACAAAGCGUCGUCCCCCGAGCGAGCCGGGGCGGCCCAUACCCUCUUCCAGGCCUUUCACACCCUAGUCCCAAUCAUCGCGCCUAUCGCGCCACACCUCGCCGAAGAGCUGUGGCAUCAUCACGGCAAGACCGACUCGGUCUUUUUGUCCGAGUGCAAGGCAGAGGACGUCAUUGCACCCGUCAAUAUCGAACCUCUGCUACAGCUGCGCUCACAGAUGCUCUCCUCCAUGGCCGCGCGCGGUAUCCGGUCCCCCGCAGAACUCGAUAUCGCCUCGGACCAACCAUUUGACAGUGAGUCCAUGAUGAGCCGAGCUGACCAGACCGCGACAUUGUUCAAAUACUAG
Molecule: messenger RNA, 2700 nt
Organism: Dioszegia hungarica
Lineage: Eukaryota; Fungi; Basidiomycota; Tremellomycetes; Tremellales; Bulleribasidiaceae
Product: tRNA synthetases class I-domain-containing protein
Exons: 10
Coding region: 1-2700 (899 amino acids)
Biological process (GO): isoleucyl-tRNA aminoacylation
Cellular component (GO): cytosol
Molecular function (GO): isoleucine-tRNA ligase activity; tRNA binding; aminoacyl-tRNA deacylase activity
Source: RefSeq, a predicted model, not a curated record